Messenger RNA from Dujonia railenensis, 1206 nucleotides. The record is from the annotation of a GenBank genome assembly. NCBI's taxonomy places the organism in Eukaryota, Fungi, Ascomycota, Pichiomycetes, Serinales, Debaryomycetaceae.
AUGCAACUCUACAAACUUGUAACUGUUUCGGUCUUAUUUGGCUCGGUAUUGGCUGCGAUUGUUCCUGGUCACAAGCAGGUCAAUUUUGAUGUUGAACCCAGCGAUUUUGAUGUCUUCGGACAUAGCAAUGAGUUGACAGAUUACGAGGUUAGCGGACAUUCUCUUCUCACCUUACAUAGGGAUUUGGUUAAGACUCCUUCUGUUAGUGGAUCAGAGCUUGCUGUUGCUGAGUUUCUUGCUAGGUAUCUUACUAAGGUAGGUUUGACUGUAGAACUUCAAAAGGUAUCGUCUGAGCCUUUAAGAUACAAUGUUUAUGCUUACAUUGGAAAAACGAGAGAUACUAAAUUAUUAAUAACUUCGCACAUAGACACAGUACCUCCAUACAUCCCAUACCACGUAGAAGGUACUAAAAUCUAUGGACGUGGAACAUGUGACGCUAAAGGAUCGGUCGCUUCCCAAGUGUUUUCUGUCUUGUCAUUAAUUGAAAAAGAAUAUUUAAAAGAAGGAGACAUUUCAUUACUUUAUGUCGUUGGAGAAGAGAAAGAUGGUUCAGGGAUGAGAUCUGCUAGUGCCAAUUUAAAUGCCACUUGGGAAUCUGCAAUCUUCGGAGAGCCUACCGAAUUGAAAUUGGGUGUUGGCCAUAAGGGAAAUUACUUAUUUGAAUUAUUUGUUGAAGGUAAGGCAUCUCAUUCAGGUUACCCUGAAUUGGGGAUUUCUGCCACAGAGAUUUUGGUUCCUGUCUUACAAGAUUUAUUAAAAUUAGAUUUACCAAAGUCAGAUGUCUUGGGGCCAACUACCAUUAAUAUUGGUAGAAUCGAAGCUGGUGUUGCCGCAAAUGUUGUUCCAGCUCAUGGAUAUGCCCAAGUUUUCAUUAGAGUCGCUGCUGACUUGAAGAAAGUUGACCAAUUAGUCAAGGGUGUAAUUGAAGGUGUAGAACACUUAACUUACGACUUACAGCACACUAUCGAGCCACAGUUCCUCGACUACGAUGUGCCUGGGUUUGACUCCAUUAUUUUGGCUUACGCUACUGAUGUUCCCAACUUAACUGGACAAAAUUUGAAAUUAAGAUAUCUUUAUGGACCUGGAAGUAUCCAUGUUGCCCACGGAGACAAUGAGUUUGUUGAAAAUUCAGAUUUGCUUGAUGCCAUUGAAGGGUACAAGAAUUUGAUUGAACAUAUUUUGGGGAAGGAAGAGGAACUCAGAUAA